Cavia porcellus (domestic guinea pig) is the source of this 2424-nucleotide messenger RNA. RefSeq names its product unc-51 like kinase 3 (gene Ulk3). Gene Ontology annotation, biological process: response to starvation; peptidyl-serine phosphorylation; autophagosome assembly. Gene Ontology annotation, molecular function: protein serine/threonine kinase activity; ATP binding. The record is from RefSeq and is a predicted model, not a curated record. Bases 350 to 1504 code for a protein of 384 amino acids. Gene Ontology annotation, cellular component: cytosol; phagophore assembly site; autophagosome. Lineage: Eukaryota; Metazoa; Chordata; Mammalia; Rodentia; Caviidae. The transcript is spliced from 16 exons.
GAGGAGUCCGGGAGGGCUCAGCAGGGACCAGUUGGGAGGUGGUGCGCCGUGCCAGAGGUCUGGGCGACGGGCCUGGUGAACACCUGGGAUGCAGGGCAGGUGGCAGAGGCUGGGGAUCCCAGCCUGGGGUGAAGUCAGGAUUUCAGAAUGAGAUGCCAAGCCAGGAGGCCAAGUGGGGAGGAAAGACACCCGAGAAGUGGUAGCCAUAAAAUGUGUGGCUAAGAAAAGUCUGAAUAAGGCGUCGGUGGAAAACCUCCUGACGGAGAUAGAGAUCCUCAAGGGCAUCCGGCACCCCCACAUCGUGCAGCUGAAAGACUUCCAGUGGGACAGUGACAAUAUCUACCUCAUCAUGGAGUUCUGUGCGGGAGGUGACCUGUCUCGCUUCAUCCACGCUCGUAGGAUUCUGCCUGAGAAGGUGGCUCGGGUCUUCAUGCAGCAGUUGGCUAGUGCCCUGCAGUUCUUGCAUGAGCGGAACAUCUCUCACCUGGAUCUGAAGCCACAGAACAUUCUACUGAGCUCCUUGGAGAAGCCCCACCUGAAACUGGCAGACUUUGGCUUUGCACAGCACAUGUCCCCAUGGGAUGAGAAGCAUGUGCUCCGAGGUUCCCCGCUCUACAUGGCCCCUGAGAUGGUGUGUCAGCGGCAAUAUGAUGCCCGUGUGGACCUCUGGUCUGUGGGGGUCAUCCUGUAUGAAGCCCUCUUCGGCAAGCCCCCCUUUGCCUCCAGGUCGUUUUUGGAGCUGGAGGAGAAGAUCCGGAGCAACCGGGCGAUCGAGCUCCCUUCUCGGCCCCCACUGUCCCGAGACUGCCGGGACCUUCUGAAUCGGCUUCUGGAGCGGGAUCCCACCCGUCGCAUCUCCUUCCAGGACUUCUUUGCCCACCCAUGGGUGGACCUAGAGCACAUGCCCAGUGGGGAGAGUCUGGCACGAGCGACAGCCCUGGUGGUGCAGGCUGUACAGAAGGACCAGGAGGGAGACACCACGGCUGCCCUGUCACUAUACUGCAAGGCGCUGGACUUCUUUGUGCCUGCCCUGCACUAUGAAGUGGAUGCCCAGCGGAAGGAGGCAAUUAAGGUGAAGGUGGGACAGUACGUGGCCCGUGCCGAGGAGCUCAAGGCCAUCGUGACAUCCUCCAAUCAGGCUCUGCUGCAGCAGGGAACCUCUGCCCGGGAACUGCUAAGAGAGAUGGCCCGGGAAAAGCCACGCCUCCUCGCUGCUCUAGAAGUGGCUGCAGCUGCCAUGGCCAAGGAAGAGGAGGCCAGUGGUGGUGGGGAGCAGGAUGCUCUGGAUCUGUACCAGCACUGCCUAGAGGAGCUGCUGCUGCUGUUGGCAGCGGAGCCUGCAGGCCGGCGGCGGGAUCUGCUUCACACAGAGAUUCAGAACCUCAUGGCUCGGGCUGAGUACCUCAAGGAGCAGAUCAAGAUGAGAGAGUCUCGCUGGGAAGCAGAGGGCCUGGACAGAGAGGGGUUGUCUGAGUCUGUGCAGAGCUCUUGUACCCUGCAGUGACCCAGGACAGCUGGACAGAGCCUGGGACACCCAGAGUGUAGGGCACACUUACCCAGGGGACACCAGGAACCCAGUGGCCCUGUGCACCCUGGUUGGAUGGACAUCUCCAGGCACUCUACAAUGCUCCCUGCAUCCCUGGGGUCGCAAGGUCUGCAGGAACUCCUGGCCAGUCUCUGGAAGAAGUUCCCCAUGGGGGACCCUUGUCAUUUAGUGACUCCUGAGCUCUGCACCUGUCACUUGCUCUGAGAGGAGAGCAGGGCCCUGGGCAGGGACCUUUAGCUCUGACCUCUUGGCCAGCAGGUAGCCACUCCCUGAGCCACCCUUUGUGGAUGCCAUUACUCUAGUGUACCUCUCCUCACCAGAGUGGGGCACUCAGGGACCCCCAUCUUACAGUGUACACUCUGCUGGGGCUCACACCCACCCCUGCCUCAGUCCUGUAAAAUUGCCCUUCCAGCCUGAUAUUAGGUUCUUUGCAGGGGCACACACGGUUCAGGGGUACGCACGGCUCAGGGGCAUAGUCCUCAGUCCUUGUCCUUCCCUGGGAAACAUUCCAUGCUAGCCACAGAGCUGGGACUGCAGGAUACCCGGUGCAGACCAGACUGCCUGGUCUUAGGCCUGAUGCUGCUGCCACACUGCUGUGUGACUGUGGGUUGCCCUUUCUCUUUUCUGGGCCUGGGUCUCCAUCUCUGCUGGGCCCAUGAUACCUCUGUAGCCCAUGCAGCUCUUUUGAGGACAGGGUGACUUUGCCCUGGAGAGGAAUGUACGCACUGGAUGGGUUUGUGUUAAAAAGCUGAGAGGUUGUUGGUGACUCUAAACCCUUUUGCUCUUAAACACCGCCUUGGGGAGUAGUCCUGUGUCCUCCCCUGGAGGUUGGGUGUAAACGAAUGCAAUUCGUUUCUCUUAUUAAAUUAUUUUCUGCA